ACAACAAUGAUAGAUGUUUAUGAGUCCGUUUGUAGAAUCGGUUUCUCAUUAAGUGGAUCUCCGUAGAUCCGUCAGUCGGACACCCGUCGAUCUUUAGCGGCAGCGUCCGAUCUGUUGUCGGGAUCUCCCUGUAGCUCCAAACCGAAGGCUGGGAGGACAGGGAAUUCCUGUCUCCAACUUUGGGAUUUUAUAAAUUGCACGAAUAGAGCUGAGAAAAUGAUGCAGGAAAGCGGCAUUGAGUCUAGAGCUCUGGUGAACCCGACCGCUGGAGCCAGCAGUCCACCCUCAACUUCUGUUCCCUCGUCUUGUCCACCACUUGCAUCUUCCAUCAUACCCCUCACAUCUGCUGGCACAGUAGCCCCUCCCACUGGCAUUCCUGUUUCUAGCACCUCCACGAGUUCAGGAUAUGACAUCACGUGGGGUCAUGGCGGCCAAGCCCCUCAGAUACCGCUCAUGCCAGCGUUCUCCGGUCCUGCCACCAUGCCAGGAGUUUUGUCUAAUCCAAUGGUACAGCAGCCAGUCAUGACAGGAGGCAUAGAUGCUGGAUCCUCGAUAACCUUUCCAGAAGACCAAGACGACCCCAAAGAGCCUGAUCAUAUCACCAGUCCUGGAGGCAUAUGGGGGUUUUUCAAGGGAGUUGCAGGAAACCCUGUUGUGAAAACGGUCCUCAAUAAAACCAAGCACUCAGUGGAAUCUAUGAUCACUACUCUCGACCCUGGCAUGGCUCCGUUUAUCAAGUCUGGAGGGGAUAUUGAUAUUGUGGUUACAUCAGACAAGGAGAUAAACGUUGAAGCUGUCAGAGAUGCCUUCCAGGAGGUGUUUGGAAUGGCAACUGUCAUUGGAGAGGCUGGCCUGUCCAACAGUGCUCCACAGCCAGUGGGCUAUGCAGCGGGUGUUAAGGGAGCUAAAGAGCGCAUCAAGAGCUUGCGCCAAGGCAGUAUCAUCCACAAAAAUCAGCCGGUCGUCUCUUUGGAGAACUUCAUAGCAGAGCUUUUUCCUGACAAGCUCAGUCCCUGACCCCUCCAGACUACAGUCUGCGCUGGUCUGGUCUUUCUGUCACAGUGGGCGAGGUUCUGGAGCGCAGCUUACCUAACACCAACAGAACAGACUGGUAUCACGCUGUGACUGGGAUGAGCAAGCGGGAAAUGAUCCGAAGUGCAGCUAAAGCUCUAGCUGGGCUCUACAAACAGCAGCUGCCCCCCAGGACUGCAUGAGCACGAAGGAUUCUGGUCGUGUCACAGAGAAAGGUUUAGACACCAGAGAAGAAAUCAGCCAGAGGGGGAGAAAAUGUCCUAAAACUGAUCUUAUUUUAUAAAGCAUACAUACUUACAGUUUUUUCCACUGUUACAAAUGUAAAGGUGUCCUCAGCAGGUCUUCCUGAAUCUCUCUAAAUGCUCCCAUGUUUUAUUGCAAUUAUUUCUAUUAAAUUACAUUGGUUUUUUUUUACUUCUCAAAAUGUGAUUUCAUAUUUUAAUGUUUAGUUUUACUAAACAAACUUAUGUCAUUGUAGAUCAUUUCUUAAUUGUGUUAUUCUCUGAAAUUCUUUUGCACAAAGUACAAAUCUGCUUCCUAAACAAAUUUAAAUCAUGUCAAAUAAUCUAGGAAAACACAUCAUUGUUUUCUCUUUUUUAAUGUGUUUUACAUUUUUUUCUAAAUCCAUACUCCAGCAUGUAUCUCAUUUUUCAACACUUUAAAAUAUAAUUCUAGAUCUGUAAUUAACAUAAUUGUCUGUUUUUUACAAAUAAAUCCUGCAUUGCAAAGUU
Oryzias melastigma (Indian medaka) is the source of this 1763-nucleotide messenger RNA. RefSeq names its product proline-rich coiled-coil 1 (gene prrc1). Gene Ontology annotation, cellular component: cytoplasm. NCBI's taxonomy places the organism in Eukaryota, Metazoa, Chordata, Actinopteri, Beloniformes, Adrianichthyidae. The record is from RefSeq and is a predicted model, not a curated record. Gene Ontology annotation, molecular function: protein kinase A regulatory subunit binding. Gene Ontology annotation, biological process: activation of protein kinase A activity.